AUGGCGGGGACCCCGUCCGGCGGUGCUGCUCUGUUCUCCUGUCCCCCCACCUUUACCGCGACGUCCCCAGCUUCAGAGCCCACUCGUUUUUCUUUGGAGGUGUUAAGGGAUCCAGAUACGGAACUGUGGCUUAUCCAGGCUCCUGUAAACUUCGCCCCAGACUGCCUCAAUGGGCGGCUAGUGCCUCUCUUGGGCUCCCGGAUUGUGAAGGGCAAGUUGGCGGGCAAGCGGCACUGCUACCGGGUCCUCAGAAGCAGCGGCCCCCAGGCUGGAGAAGCAAUCCUGCUGGCUUCCUCAGGGGGAGCAGGAGGGGGACUCACCUGUGCCCCAGCCCUCCAGGGCAGCCUAAGGAUCUUUGACGGUCCCCAAGAAUCCCCUUCCGGGACCCUGCUGCAGCCCAUCCCAGCAAGCCCCCCACCACAGAUCCCCCCUGGCCUGAGGCCUCGGUUCUGUGCCUUUGGAGGCAGCCUCCCGGUAACAGGGCCUGGGUCAGUCUUGGAAUUGAGGUCACCGGCCUCAAGGAAGAGGAAGAAGAAGAGGCAUAUACCAGAGGCCUCAGUUCCACAGGAGGCGGUGAAUGGGCUUGGGGCCCUGGAGGUGGACACAGCUUUGGGGUCUCCAGAGGUGGAUGUGGGGAAGAAGAAAAAAAAACAGGAGCUAAAACAACUAGAGGUGAUGGAGCCCGUAGCAGCAGAAUCCAUGGCUGAGAUGUCGGAGCCCCUGGGGGCACCGUUUCUGUCCACCACCAAGAAGAAGAAAAAGAAGCCCAAAGGGGCAGAAAUGGUCGAACCAGAAGAGCAGACACUGGUGCCUGAAGAAAAGCCGGCGGAGCUGGAACUGACAAUUAAAAGGGAGCCUCUGGAAGAGAUAGUUUUCUCUCCCUCCAGGAAGAGGAAGAGGCAGAAGGGGACAGAAGGGAGGGAGCCAGGGGAAGGGAUGCCGGCCGAGUCUCCACUGCAGCUGGAGCCAGAGGAGGAAGCCAACCCGCUGCCAUCCUCCAAGAAGAAGAAAAAAGAAAAGGGGUACAAAGUAAUGAUGGAGCCAGGGACCGAGGCGACAGAGCUGGAGAUGGGCCCUCUGGAGUUCCCAGGGGAGGUAAUGGAGCCUGAACUACCACACGAAGUUGAGCCUCAGGCUGAGGCAGCUCUGGUGUCCACCAAAAAGAGGAGGAAGAAAGAGAAAUGGCAAAACGCGGCGGGGGAGCCGGGGGCAGAGGUGGUGGAGCCUUGGGUGGAGCCUGAGCCACCAGGGGACCUUGAGCCGCAGGCAUCCACCAAGAAGAAGAAGAAGAAGAAAGAAAGGGGCCACAAAGCAACGGAGCCAAGGGCCGAGACGAGUGACCCACAGGGGGAGGUGUUGGAGCUGCAGCUGCCAGACGAGGGGGAGCCUGAGGCCAGGGCGGAUCCAGUGCCCACCAAGAAGAGGAAGAAGCAGGGCCAGGGGAGUGGGAUGCCAGACACGGCAUCCCAGGAGAUGCUCGAGCCGCCGCUGAGUCUGGAGUCGGGGGAGGAGGUGGCUCCCACAGGAUGGGAGAAGAAGCGGAAGAAGCUACAGCAGGAUCCUGUGUAG
Odobenus rosmarus divergens (Pacific walrus) is the source of this 1569-nucleotide messenger RNA. It is a transcript of the gene POLR1G, whose product is annotated as CD3e molecule, epsilon associated protein. Gene Ontology annotation, biological process: transcription by RNA polymerase I. The coding region runs from base 1 to 1569 and encodes 522 amino acids. The transcript has 3 exons. The record is from RefSeq and is a predicted model, not a curated record. Lineage: Eukaryota; Metazoa; Chordata; Mammalia; Carnivora; Odobenidae.